Molecule: messenger RNA, 3527 nt
Organism: Alnus glutinosa
Lineage: Eukaryota; Viridiplantae; Streptophyta; Magnoliopsida; Fagales; Betulaceae
Product: protein translocase subunit SecA, chloroplastic
Exons: 20
Coding region: 217-3273 (1018 amino acids)
Biological process (GO): protein targeting; protein import
Cellular component (GO): membrane
Molecular function (GO): ATP binding; ABC-type protein transporter activity
Source: RefSeq, a predicted model, not a curated record
UCGCACCUUAUCCGCACUUCUCUCUUUCGUUUAUUUCUCUUCAGGCUUGACAAACUGAAGCUGAGAUGCUCUGUAGUUAUCAGAAACAGAGCAUGAAAGAGAGGACCGGCAAUUUCGAAUUUAACACGACCUUUCGCUACAAUUUCUUUACUUGUUGUAAUAAAUCCUUGUCUUAGAUUAAACCCAUUCAGAACCAUAUCUUAGUUUUUGCUAAAAAUGACGUCACCACUCUGUCAAUCACCUUUAGUGAAGCACUACCCCUCUGUUUCACCUUUCUCUUCCACAUUCCUUCAUACCCACAAAGAUUACCGCCAAAUCUCCCACGUGGGGUCCUCAAAAUACCUUCAAAUUUUUUAUGUAGGAGCGAAAGCAUCGAAAUUGGGAGGUAGUGGGAGCAGGCGGAUGCGUGCAAUGGCUUCGUUGGGAGGGCUUUUAGGUGGGAUAUUCAAAGGGAAUGACACUGGGGAAUCCACUAGGCAGCAGUACGCUUCAGUUGUAGGAGUCAUCAAUGGAUUGGAAGCUGAAAUGUCCGCAUUGUCGGAUUCGGAGCUGAGGGACAAGACUUCGUUUUUGAGAGAGCGAGCCCAGCAGGGUGAAUCUUUAGAUUCCAUUUUACCUGAAGCAUUUGCUGUUGUCAGAGAGGCUUCAAAGCGGGUUCUAGGCCUUCGUCCUUUCGACGUCCAACUGAUAGGUGGCAUGGUUCUUCAUAAGGGAGAAAUAGCUGAAAUGAGGACUGGAGAAGGAAAGACCCUUGUUGCUAUUUUACCAGCUUAUCUAAAUGCAUUAACUGGAAAAGGAGUGCAUGUUGUAACUGUCAAUGAUUAUCUUGCUCGACGAGAUUGUGAGUGGGUUGGUCAAGUUCCCCGUUUUCUUGGAUUGAAGGUUGGCCUAAUCCAACAGAAUAUGACAAGUGAACAAAGAAGGGAAAAUUACUUAUGUGACAUCACAUAUGUGACCAAUAGUGAGCUUGGUUUUGAUUAUUUGAGAGACAACCUUGCCACGAGUGUUGAGGAGCUUGUUUUAAGGAGUUUCAAUUACUGUGUAAUUGAUGAGGUUGAUUCCAUCCUUAUUGAUGAAGCUAGAACUCCUCUCAUCAUAUCUGGACCUGCAGAAAAACCUAGUGAUCGGUAUUAUAAAGCUGCAAAGAUAGCUUCAGCCUUUGAAAGGGAUAUACAUUACACUGUUGAUGAGAAGCAGAAGACAGUUCUACUAAUGGAACAGGGUUAUGAGGAUGCUGAAGCAAUUCUGGAUGUAAAGGAUUUAUAUGAUCCUCGAGAACAGUGGGCAUCAUUUGUUCUGAAUGCAAUAAAAGCGAAAGAAUUAUUUCUUAGAGACGUGAACUAUAUUAUCCGUGGCAAGGAAGUUCUAAUUGUGGACGAGUUUACCGGUCGAGUCAUGCAGGGGAGACGGUGGAGUGAUGGGCUUCACCAGGCAGUUGAAGCAAAAGAAGGUUUACCAAUACAAAAUGAGACUGUAACUCUGGCGUCAAUUAGCUAUCAGAACUUCUUUCUCCAGUUCCCUAAACUUUGUGGAAUGACUGGCACUGCAGCAACUGAAAGUACAGAAUUUGAGAGCAUAUACAAGCUUAAAGUUACAAUUGUACCUACUAACAAGCCUAUGAUAAGAAAGGAUGAGUCUGAUGUAGUUUUCAGAGCAACUACGGGAAAAUGGCGGGCUGUUGUGGUAGAGAUUUCUAGAAUGCACAAGACAGGCCGCCCAGUACUUGUUGGCACAACUAGCGUCGAACAGAGUGAUCUAUUGUCAGAACAGUUGCAAGAAGCUGGAAUUCCCCAUGAGGUUCUCAAUGCAAAACCAGAGAAUGUGGAGAGGGAAGCAGAAAUUGUAGCACAGAGUGGUCGUCUUGGGGCUGUGACAAUUGCGACCAAUAUGGCAGGUCGCGGGACAGAUAUAAUCCUUGGUGGUAAUGCAGAAUUUAUGGCAAGGUUGAAGCUACGUGAGAUGCUUAUGCCAAGAGUUGUUAAGCCAAUCGAAGGAGUUUUUGUAUCAGUGAAGAAACCUCCUCCAAAGAAGACAUGGAAGGUGAAUGAAAAUUUAUUCCCAUGCAAAUUAUCGAGUGCAAAUACGAAGUUGGCUGAGGAGGCUGUACAAUUAGCUGCCAAGACUUGGGGUCAGAGAUCUUUAAGUGAUCUUGAAGCUGAGGACCGUUUAUCUUAUUCUUGUGAAAAGGCGCCUGCUCAGGAUGAAGUCAUUGCCAAACUGCGGUAUGCUUUUCUAGAAGUAGUUAAGGAAUAUAAGGUCUAUACUGAGGAAGAAAGGAAGAAGGUUGUAUCAGCUGGUGGACUUCAUGUGGUGGGAACAGAACGCCAUGAAUCUCGCCGAAUUGACAAUCAGCUCCGUGGUCGAACUGGUCGGCAAGGCGAUCCUGGAAGUUCGCGCUUCUUCUUAAGUCUUGAAGAUAACAUCUUUCGGAUUUUUGGUGGAGACCGAAUUCAGGGUUUAAUGAGAGCUUUUAGAGUAGAAGACCUACCUAUUGAGUCCAAGAUGCUGACCAAAGCUCUAGAUGAAGCUCAGCGCAAAGUGGAGAAUUACUUUUUUGAUAUUCGGAAGCAGUUAUUUGAGUAUGAUGAAGUUCUAAACAGUCAAAGAGAUCGUGUAUAUACGGAGAGAAGGCGAGCCCUCAAAUCUAACGAUCUUCAAUCUCUUGUUAUUGAAUUUGCUGAAUUGACAAUGAAUGAUAUAUUAGAGGCAAAUAUUGGCAUGGAUGCCCCAAAGGAAAGCUGGGAUCUGGAAAAGCUCAUUGCAAAACUUCAACAGUAUUGCUAUCUUUUGGAUGAUCUGACCCCAGAUUUGCUGAGGAGCAAGUGUUCUAGCUAUGAGGAAUUGCAGGAUUACCUUCGUCUGCGAGGCCGGGAAGCAUAUUUUCAGAAGAGGGAUAUUGUGGAGAAACAAGCACCAGGCUUAAUGAAAGAAGCUGAGAGGUUCUUAAUUUUGAGUAACAUUGAUCGUUUGUGGAAAGAACACCUGCAAGCAAUUAAGUUUGUUCAGCAAGCUGUGGGUUUACGUGGGUAUGCACAGCGAGAUCCACUUAUUGAGUAUAAACUAGAAGGCUAUAAUCUCUUCUUGGAGAUGAUGGCACAAAUAAGAAGAAAUGUUAUAUACUCCAUAUAUCAGUUUCAACCAGUGCUAGUAAAGAAGGAUCAGCAACAAACACAGAAUGAAAUAGGCAAACUUGGUAGGAGUGAUAAUAAUCCUGAUCCAGUUGUUGCGGGCAAGUCUUCCUCAUCAGUUUCCGGGCCCCAAGCUAGCGCUUAAGGCCGGAACAGGAUUUCCAGCAAUUUAGACAGUAAUUAUGAAGGCCUACAUCCCUAGCUCUCCCAAGGAACAAGUGUAAAAAGCUUUAUUUCAUUCUCUUGAGUACUACGUAGGUGCUUGUAAUUAAUUGUUCCUAGCAAUUUUUUUGAAUCAAUGAGUCAAAUGUAUAUCUAUAAACAAUAGAGAUGUUGUAUAACACACUGAAUAUUGUAAAUCUAUAUGGUCUUAAUAUAGCACUAAGGAUUUUUCAUGUA